UUACAACCGUAGAGGAGAGAGCGUAAAACCGAGGUCGCGUUGCAUAUUAUUUAUUUCAGAUAUCCCAUACGGAUCAAGUACUCUUUAAACACCACAAAAUGCCAAGCCAAUUGCGUUUCAACGGCCGAGUAGUUGUGGUAACGGGAGCUGGUGCGGGUUUGGGUCGAAAUUAUGCAUUGUUAUUUGCGUCUAGAGGUGCUAGCGUAGUUGUAAACGAUUUAGGAGUUAACAGACACGGAGAUGGGAAUAGCACCAAGUCUGCGGAUACUGUGGUACAAGAAAUUCAGCGAAAUGGAGGAAAAGCUGUUGCAAACUAUGAUUCGGUACUGGAUGGUGAGAAAAUUAUUGAAACUGCAAUCAAGACAUUUGGUCGUGUUGAUGUAGUUAUUAAUAAUGCUGGCAUUCUGAAAGAUGCAUCAUUUGCAAAGAUGACAGAAAAACAAUGGGAUAUGAUAUAUGAUGUCCAUCUGAAAGGUGCUAUGAAAACAACGAAAGCGGCAUGGCCGUACUUUCUUAAGCAACGAUACGGUCGCGUAAUCUUGACUUCAAGCAACAGUGGCUUAUAUGGGAAUUUUGGACAAUCCAAUUAUAGCAUGGCAAAAAUGGGUCUUGUAGGACUUGCUAAUACAUUAGCUAUUGAAGGCGCACAGAAAAAUAUUUACACUAAUGUAAUAGUGCCUACAGCUGCCUCGCGUUUAACAGAAGGUAUCAUUCCACCAGACUUUUUUAACGAACUAAAGCCCGAGUUGAUAACACCUGUUGUCUUCUGGUUAUGUCACGAGAAUUGUACAGAAAACGGUUCGAUAAUUGAAUCAGCAUUAGGCUGGGCUGGCAAAUGUCACUUAAUUCGCUCAUCGGGUUGCAUUUUACGACAAGAUCUAUCGUCUGACGUUACACCAGAAGCAGUGCAAGAAAAUUGGUCGAAAAUAACUGACAUGACAUCAACAAAGCGGUUCAAUUCAAUUCAAGAGGUAACAGGAGACUUAUAUAACAUCAUCGAUCAACUGAAAAACGGUGCUUCUUCCGAUAACGAAGGAAGUCCUAUGUUCAAGCACAGUUAUAAUUAUCGCGACAUUAUAUUAUAUGCACUCGGAGUUGGAGCUACUGUUCAAGAACCAAGCGAUAUGCGCUAUCUGUACGAGAAUUGCGAGGAAUUCGCUAUUUUGCCUACCUUCUACGUUUUGUACGGACCUAUCGGAUGCAUGAAUACUUCUUUGUUGCAGAAAGCUAUACCACAUUUACAAGUUGACAUGACAAAAAUACUACAUGGGGAGCAGUAUUUAGAAAUCUACAAGCAAUUACCUGUAGAAGCUACGGUAGAAACACAUUACAAGGUGCAAGAUGUCUUGGAUAAGGAGAAAAGCGCAGUUGUUUUGAUUCAACACGACACUUAUGACACAACAAACGGAGAAAAAUUGGCGAGUGGGCAGAUGACUGCGUUCAUCGUCGGUACAGGUGGUUUUGGAGGGAAACGAACGUCACCGCAUAGCAUUCCGUUGGUUGAUCCACCCGCUCGAAAUCCGGACAUGUCGAUCACGCAACAGACGAGUUUUGAUCAAGCUGCUUUAUACAGACUGAGCGGAGAUCUUAACCCAAUGCAUAUUGAUACUAGUUUUGCCGCGAUAGCAGGAUAUGAAAGACCGAUAUUGCACGGGCUGUGUUCUCUGGGAUUCUCUACACGACAUGUUCUUCGAGCCUAUGCUGGUGGAGAUCCGAAUUUAUUCAAAUCUAUCAAGACGAGGUUUAUAAAGCCAGUUCUGCCGGGUCAAACGUUGCGUACUGAUAUGUGGCGUGAGAAUAAAAGGAUACAUUUCCAAACAUCUGUCGUCGAAACCGGCACACCCGUUGUAGCAGGCGCUUACAUCGAUCUGCAGGACGUUAAAAUGGAAAUACCGCAAACGAAUCCAUGUUCCGCGAAAGAUAACAUACAGAGCAACGCUAUAUUCACAACUAUAGAUGAGCAGAUGAAAUUAAAUCCGCAAUUAGCUAAGUCAAUUAACGCAGUCUUCUUUUACAUCAUAACCAUCGAUGGGAAACCAGUAGCUGAAUGGACUCUUGACUUGAAGAAUGCUAAAGUAUACAAAGGACGACCUAGCUCAGGGAAAGCAGAUGUGACGCUCACUCUAGACGAUAAAGAUAUGGUUGAAAUCGCAUUGGGGAAAUUAAAUCCACAGCUAGCAUUUGUACGUGGAAAGUUAAAAAUAAGCGGAAAUAUCAUGCUAGCGCAAAAAUUGAAAAGUAUUAUGGAUGUCAACAAAGCUAAGCUUUAAUUUCUUCCAUAUAUUUCGUUUGUAGCUUUAAAUAAAAUCAUACACACAUAUAUAUAUAUACACACAUGUGUGUGUGAAACAUAGCAGAAGCUACGUUGUUAUUCGGGGAUAUAUAUGUAUAAUUAUUAUGUUGGUUUUAAGUUCUCACUAAAUAUUUGUAGGGUGGUUGGUCAUACGGUCGGUUAUUAUGAGUAAAUUGCAAUAUUAUUUUUAUAUACUUAUAUUGUAAUAUAUUUUUAAUAAAGUCACAAUAUGCAUAUAAAUGUUUAAAUAUGUUGGUCACACAAUUAUAAAUUUAUAAACUGAUGUAAUAAUAUAUAUUAGGGGUCUGGGAGGAUAUUACUAGGAAAAUGAAUAUACUACUUAUGUAAAAACGAACAUAUUAUGUAAGAAUGAAUAUUCUUUAUAAUAUCGAGAAAAUCGAUCAA
Molecule: messenger RNA, 2698 nt
Organism: Dinoponera quadriceps
Lineage: Eukaryota; Metazoa; Arthropoda; Insecta; Hymenoptera; Formicidae
Gene: Mfe2
Product: peroxisomal multifunctional enzyme type 2
Exons: 16
Coding region: 99-2270 (723 amino acids)
Cellular component (GO): peroxisome
Molecular function (GO): oxidoreductase activity
Source: RefSeq, a predicted model, not a curated record